Messenger RNA from Exophiala xenobiotica, 1809 nucleotides. RefSeq lists its product as uncharacterized. The transcript has a single exon. The record is from RefSeq and is a predicted model, not a curated record. Bases 553 to 1530 code for a protein of 325 amino acids. NCBI's taxonomy places the organism in Eukaryota, Fungi, Ascomycota, Eurotiomycetes, Chaetothyriales, Herpotrichiellaceae.
CUUACGCACUCACGUACUGUUCUUUCUCCUUUUCUCUCGUAACUCCGCCUCCGCCUCUCUCGAUGGCCUCGUCAUCUGGAUCUACCCCUGCCCGCCCGUUCGAUGCAGAACUGAGAGAUACUCCCAGCAGCCGAUCGAAAGGCGUUCUAAUGAUCACCCCUCGGCCCAGAAAGAAGCGUGAGGAUGAGCGGGGCAAUCUGUGGCCGAGAACAAAACACAACUCCGGUCUGGUAAAGAGAAGCAUCAAAAUGCCCGUUCAGGCCAGUCAUGUCCUAAAUUCACGGAUCUUGAGCAUCAGCACUAUCACUUCUUUACCACACUGUCUCGACUCUGCUCGCAAGGCGACUUCAGAGCAGGCAAAGGUAGGCAAGCUCGACCAUUUUAUCGCCCCCAUUCUCGCUCUCUGGCCGAGUUUCGCACUAUUCUUCUGCUCCCGCUCAUAACGGGCGGACUACAAAAAGCCUCCUGUCACUCGUAUACAACGACUGAAGGUACAACUUCCCAGAUACAGCUACACAUCCAAGCAAGCAUCUUCAUCCAGUCUCAGUCAACAUGUCGUCCUUCCCCAUUUCCACCGCCCUCGUGCCCCCUAAAUUCCUACAAUCAGCCUUCCUAACCGGCAGGAUCCCCUUCCGACUCUCUCGCUCCCACCCCAGCGUCUCCUACACGCUCUACAUCCCUUCUCACGCAUAUAAUCCAGACCCGUCACGCUCCUCGCAGGAACCACCAUACAAUCUGCCUCGCCUCCCCCUAGUCGUCACAAUCCACGGCACAAGCCGCGACGCCGAAGCCUGCCGAGACCGCCUUAGGGAGUUCGCCGACAAACACCACGUCGCCGUCCUGGCCCCUUUCUUCCCUGCUGGAAUCACUUCCGCACUCGAUCUAGACAGCUACAAACUCCUGCGCACUCCCACCUUCAACUCCGACCGGAUCCUCCUCUCCAUCAUUGACGACGAAAUCGCUCAGAUCUGGCCCGGUAUAUCCACUUCGCGCUUCUUCCUGACAGGCUACUCCGGCGGCGGCCAAUUCGUCCUGCGUAUGCUGUAUAUUCACCCAUCGCGUCUUCACGCCGUGUCGAUCGGUGCGCCAGGUCGACCCACCUUCCUCGACGAGAAUGAACCGUGGCCAAGGGGCAUCGGUAAUCUCGAAACAAUCUUCGGAGACGGGACGAAGAUCGACAUCGAUGCGAUCCGCGCGGUCAAGGGUAUUCAACUCCUCGUUGGGAGCGAGGAUAACUUCAUUCACGGCGGCGAGGAGUUUAUGGGCUUCCUUGAGCAAUUCAAGGCGAAGAUGCGCGAAAGCGGCGCUGCAGAUCAGCAGGCUGCUCUCGAUCCGAGUCUAGGUGGAAUGAAGGAGGGAAGGCUGGAUGGUUUGACCAAGUUGCGAGACUCGUGGAAGGACCGUGGUAUUGAGGCGAGGUUCGACGUUGUGCCCGGUGUCGCACAUGACUCGAGUAAGAUGUCCUCUACAGUCAUGGAAUUUCUGCUGCCGCAGAUUGAAGACUUUCAGCAGCAGCAGGUGAGGUCAUGAUUCAGAUUGGGCAGGUCAGUCCCGUGAACCUUUUUCGUGUUUCUUUUCUUGAAAUACUCGUUCCCUCCGGUCCUCAUUUACUCAUCACAACAUUGCCACCAAAUUGUCCUGUUCCACAAUUUCUCUUGGUCUCAUCCAUCUAAGUGGACAUUGUUUUGAUUCCACAGUCCUGCGAAAAGUGUACGGCACUCAAGACAUUGAUCUUGUUUCCAUUUUCGGGCGCAGAGCUAUUCAUUUGACUCUUUCACUCGGUGAAGACAUAAGCCCCAGCACAAUGAC